AUGUACAAAGUAGAUUUGCCGGCGGACCAGUCCACUGAUGAGGUUAUUGAACGUCGGCGGGCGGCAGAGGCAACUCGCAAAACCAGAAUUUUCAACACCCGGAGUCGAGUGAUUGGCCUCGAUAUCCAUGUUCUGGAUCAGCAGGUCAAUGAGAAAAAACAACGGCAAAGCAUGGAAGAACAACGAGACAAAGCUUUUGAUAAUAUGAGAAUGAGUCACGAUAAAACACUGUUGCAGCAAGAGAAAGAUGAGAUGGAAAGGCGAGCAACAUUGGACAGAGACCUCACGCAGUAUUGGGGCAUUCAUCAACGUGUUGAAGACUCCCGCGAUGCGGAUCUCAAGUGUGACCUAAAGAGGGCAAUCAGGCUCACCAUCCCAGAGGCUGAGCUGGGGCCUGCAAGCAUGCACUUCUUUCAGGGAGAGGGUGUGGGAGAGGAGCAAAAGAAGAGAGCACAGAAAGAGAGAACAAAGAAUGAUCUGCUGGCCCAGAAAGAAGACAAUGAGAAGAGGCACAGUGAGAACAAGAAGAAAGAGCUGCUCAUCGACAAAGAGCUAGUGCAUCAGGACCUGAGGGCAGUUCAGCUGGAUGUUCUAGAGGUGGAGUGCAAGAAAGCGAUGCACUUCGCGCUCAACAACUACAAUCGUGCUCUGACUGAUGAGCAAUCACAGAAACUGAGAGAGCAGCAUAAGAGAGAGGAAGGGGAGGGUCUUGCAGAGAUGUGGUACAUGCUGACAGAGUGUCCUGAGGCUGCUGAGAGAGAGGUGGGCAGAGUUUGCCCCCCCAGGAUUCUAACAGACAGGUGGAAGGGGAUGAGCCCAGAGCAGCUGAGCGCCAUCCACAAGGAGAGAGAAAAACAGUGCCUGGAGAGACAGAGGCAGCGUGAAACUGAGAAGAUUCAAGAUGCUGAGUGGAACUUCCGUCUCAUGGAGAUGGCCAGAAGAGCAGAAGAGAAGGAGAAGGAAGCGACAAAGCUGCAGCGAGAGAGGAGGAUUCAACAAGAUGGGUACAACAAGCAGCUGGCUAGACAGCAGCAGGCACAUCAGGAGUACCUGAUCAAGAAGCUAUAUACCAAUAAACCCAAUGCAGACUACUUUAACCAGUUCAACACAAGCUCCCGCUGA
This is a messenger RNA of Lampris incognitus (smalleye Pacific opah), 1122 nucleotides long. RefSeq names its product RIB43A domain with coiled-coils 1 (gene ribc1). The coding region runs from base 1 to 1122 and encodes 373 amino acids. The record is from RefSeq and is a predicted model, not a curated record. Lineage: Eukaryota; Metazoa; Chordata; Actinopteri; Lampriformes; Lampridae. The transcript has 7 exons.